AUGGAAGUAUCUGAUAUAAUAAAUCAACCAGACCAUGAAGGUCGAACAGCUCUUUCACUCGCUGCAAUGGCUGCUCAUACCCAGAUAAUCGAAUCAAUUGCACCGAAAAUCACCGAUUGGAGUCAGAAAGAUCCAGAUGGAACUCCUCUUAUCCAUACUUUAAUUCUUUCUAAUCUCAUAUACGUAGCCGAAGUCUAUCUGACGCAUGGUGGAUCAUCAUCUGAUUCAGAUGCUCACGGAAGAACAUGUGUUCAUGUCGUGUCGUCAACGAAUGAUGUAGCUGCAGCGAAAAUGUUAAAACGGAUCGGAGGAGUGAACUUUGAAGCAGUUGAUAGAGGUGGAAGGACUGCUUUGAUGACUGCUGUCUGGUCGAGACACGUGGCAAUUUCUGUUUUCUUGUUGGAUUGUUGUGCUGUUGAUCCGAAUCGAAUUGAUCGACAAGGUGCAACUGCUCUUUCAAUAGCUGCUCAAAUCGGAGAUCGUGACCUUGUAAAUCUGCUUUUGAAAUUCGGAGCGGAACCAAAAAUCAAAGAUUCAAUGGGAAGAACAGCAAUGGAUGUUGCCUUGAUAUCUGGAAAUGAUUCGAUUGUUUCUCUAUUACAAACUGCAAAUGGUUCAUCUGGCUCAUCUGGAAUCGGAAGUAGUGUUCCAAACAGUCCAAUGGAUGCAAGUAAACAAAGAAUUCGUCAGAUAAGAGCCACGUCAUCGUUGAGAAGUCAACGGAUUGAUAAUAAUUUCAAAAACACGACAUCAUUCGAUGUGACACGAGAAGAAUGCGAGUCCCAACGACGUGCAACUGUCCUAUUCAUUGUCUUCUGUUUGGUUCGACUUAUUUCGAAUAAAUUCGAAGGAUUCAUUGGAUCAAAAUUCCUGAAAACGUGUUCAGUUCGUGCAACUUUUCCCGGACGCCAUUUCGGCGCAGCACUCGGUUUUCCAUUUCUCACAAGAUCUCUCUCAAAUAGUAUUCGAGUAGCAUCUGCACCUAUAUUCCUUGUCAUUAUAUUUGCUUCAACCUCGAUUGCAUUCUAUCCUUACGCGAAAGAUUUUGCGAAGUUGAGCAGAUUGAUUUACAAUGCAGUUCAACGACGACACUAUCUUUAUAAUCGAUCCAUGAUCUACACCUUUAUCUCCAUUUAUUUCUAUUUUUCGACCGUUCUUGUGAACAACGAGGAUUGUUUUAUUCAAUUGAAUCGAAUGAGAUGUAUCACAAAUAAGGAUUGUCCACAAAUGUCAACAGCCUUCCCACUCGAUGCAACACCAUCUAAAACGACAACAAUUCAACGAAGAGCAUUCGAAGGAAGAAUAAUUCAAAUAAGACAUUAUAGAGAAUUAGAUGACAUUCUACCAUGUAAAGUAUCAACUCAAGUUCGAAAAGUAUCCACGUUCUCAUCGAGACCUCCGUCAUAUUGUGUUCCUCCGUUACCAAGAGAUUUACCCUCGACUAUUCUCGAUUUGGAAUGA
Messenger RNA from Caenorhabditis remanei, 1461 nucleotides. RefSeq lists its product as uncharacterized. Bases 1 to 1461 code for a protein of 486 amino acids. The transcript has 7 exons. The record is from RefSeq and is a predicted model, not a curated record. NCBI's taxonomy places the organism in Eukaryota, Metazoa, Nematoda, Chromadorea, Rhabditida, Rhabditidae. Gene Ontology annotation, molecular function: protein binding.